This is a messenger RNA of Calypte anna (Anna's hummingbird), 2641 nucleotides long. RefSeq names its product sestrin 2 (gene SESN2). The record is from RefSeq and is a predicted model, not a curated record. The transcript has 10 exons. Gene Ontology annotation, biological process: negative regulation of TORC1 signaling; positive regulation of macroautophagy; cellular response to L-leucine. NCBI's taxonomy places the organism in Eukaryota, Metazoa, Chordata, Aves, Apodiformes, Trochilidae. Gene Ontology annotation, molecular function: L-leucine binding; oxidoreductase activity, acting on peroxide as acceptor. Gene Ontology annotation, cellular component: nucleus. The coding region runs from base 198 to 1586 and encodes 462 amino acids.
UAUUGGCUGUCUGCUCUCCGUUUGGUCACGCCCCCUCAUUUCCAUUGGCUGAGGCGGCCCGGGGGCGGGGCUGUCCCCGCUAUGAAGCCGAGGCGGGCGCGGAGCAGCGGAGCCGUUCGGAACCCGGGGGGUGUCCGGGACCCCCGUCCCGCCCGGGGGGGGCCCGGGCCGUGCCCUCCGCACACCCCCGCGCUGCCAUGCUGCUGGCCGGCUCGCCCUGCUGCCCCCCGGGGCUGGAGGAGUACCCGGCCGGCCAGGACAGGAGUGUUGAGAGCCCCCGGCAGCUGGGGAGGGGUCCCAGUGCCUUCAUCCCCCUGGAAAAGAUCCUGCAGGAGGGUGUGGAGAGCACCCAGGGCCAGCUCCUCAUCCAGGCCUUGGUCUCCCAGGGUAGGGUGGACAACAUCACCAUGGUGAUGGGGCUGCACCCCCAGUAUCUCAGCAGCUUCUGGAAGACUCAGUACCUCCUGCUGCGCAUGGACGGGCCCCUGCCCUACCACAAACGUCACUACAUUGCCAUCAUGGCAGCAGCCCGACACCGCUGCUCUUACCUGGUGGGGUUGCACAUGGGGGAGUUCCUGCAGGUGGGGGGCAACCCAGAGUGGCUGCAGGGGCUGCACUGUGCCCCCCAAAAACUCAGGAACCUCAAUGAGAUCAACAAACUGCUGGCACACCGGCCCUGGCUCAUCACCAAGGAGCACAUCGAGGCUCUGCUGAAGACAGGGGAGGACAGCUGGUCCCUGGCAGAGCUGGUCCAGGCCCUGGUGCUCCUCACCCACUACCACUCCCUCGCCUCCUUCGUCUUUGGCUGUGGCAUCAACCCCGAGGAGGAGCAGGAGGGGGGGCAGAGCUGCAGACCCCCCUCUCCCCCCAGUGAGGACAGCAUGGGGGGCUCUGGGGGCAAGGAUGCCAUGCAGGAGGUGGAGGUGCUGAUGGAGAGGCUGAAGCUGCUGCAGGAAAGCCAGCUGGAGGAGGAGGAGGUCACCCAGGAGGAGAUGGCCACACGCUUCGAGCUGGAGAAGACAGAGAGCUUGCUGGUGGCUCCCACGGAUCUUGGGGAUCACUCCCUGCAGUCCAACGUCCGCUGCUUCGUGGAGGACCCCGAGUUUGGCUACAAGGACUUCACCCGGAGGGGUGAGCAGGCACCCCCCACUUUCCGUGCCCAGGAUUACACCUGGGAGGACCAUGGCUACUCACUGAUCAAUCGCCUCUACCCCGAUGUGGGGCAGCUCCUGGAUGAGAAGUUCCAGGUUGUCUACAACCUGACCUACAACACCAUUGCCAUGCACUGUGGUGUGGACACCUCCAUGCUUCGUAGGGCCAUCUGGAACUACGUCCACUGUGUCUUUGGCAUCCGCUAUGAUGACUACGACUACGGGGAGGUGAACCAACUCCUGGAGAGGAGUUUGAAGGUUUACAUCAAGACGGUGGCUUGCUACCCGGAGAAAACAACCAAGAGGAUGUACACCCAGUUCUGGAGACACUUCAAACACUCAGAGAAGGUGCACGUCAACCUGCUCCUGCUGGAGGCUCGGAUGCAGGCGGCUCUGCUCUACGCCCUGCGUGCUGUCACCCGCUACAUGACCUGAGCCCUGCUCCCUCCUCUGCCUCUGGGAGGGCUCUGGGGGGAGCUGAUCCCCUCCAGAUGGUCCCUGGAAUAUCGUCUCCCCCUUCUUUAAGGAAGGAACAGAGAGAGGAGGGGGCUUCCCAGCCCCUCAUCCUGGAAAACCAGAGCCCCGCGAUGCCAGCGGUGCCGGGAAGGCCCCGGGGAGCAGAGCUGGGGAUGCUCCACUGCUCCUGGGGUUUCUUCUUUUUAUAUAUGGGGGGGUGAGCCCCCACCUAAAAGAAAAAACCCAACCCAACUUCAUUUUGAGCCCAAAUGAAGUCAACCUGUGAGUGCAGCAGCAGGGUGGCACCUUGGGGCUGUGUCCUGCUGCCCUGGGGGAUUCUCCUCAACCCUGGGCAUCACCCGAGGGGAACGGGGGCUCUGUCUCUGUCUCUGCUCCGUGGGAUUUGUGCUGGAAAAGACCCCCCCUGCUGAGGACAUCCUGGGGUCUGGGUGGGCUGGGGGGGAGGAGGCUGCAGCUUCUCCAUGCUCUGCCCCAGGGUGUUCCUGCUGUGACACUGAAAUGUCCCCUCCAGGCCCCCAACCCAGCCCCUGGGUGGGGUUAAGCUCAGCCCCAUCCUGUCCCCUACAGUUUGGGGGACACGAGGUCCCUCUUCCCCUACUCCAGGGGCAGGGGGGCAGCAGUGCUUGCUGUGUAUUUGACACCUUUUGGUUUUUGUUUUUCACCUACUGGUGCAUCUCAGCCUUGGGGAGAGGGGGCUGGGGGCAGGGUGGGACAGGGGGUGGCUGUCACUUGACCCACCUGUACCAGGACAUCUCCCAGGGGUGCUGGUCACCUCGGGGGGUGCUUGGUUGGCAGAACCCCCACUCCUGCUGCAGCAUCACCCACUGCUCCUCCCCUCUUGGUUUGUCUCUGCUGAACUGUGGCUCCAGUUAAGUUAUUUCUAUAUUUUAUUAUUAUUUUUUUUUUGGAGGGGGGGGGGAUGUAUUUUACUCCUGUCUGGGCAUGGAAAUGCCACGGAGACUUUGCUACAGAUCUCGUUGGAAAAAAAUAAAAUUAUUCUUUUAUUUCCCCUU